This is a messenger RNA of Aspergillus nidulans FGSC A4, 2610 nucleotides long. Its product is annotated as putative esterase. The transcript is spliced from 5 exons. Lineage: Eukaryota; Fungi; Ascomycota; Eurotiomycetes; Eurotiales; Aspergillaceae. The record is from RefSeq and is a predicted model, not a curated record. The coding region runs from base 1 to 2610 and encodes 869 amino acids. Gene Ontology annotation, molecular function: hydrolase activity, acting on ester bonds.
AUGACGCGUCUCGUCUUCUUCCCUGUGUUUGCCCUAAUACUGUCUCUUCUAUCAAUCACUGUAAUAGGAGCAGCAGUCCCAAAUACACGAUACACGGCCAACUAUAGCAAUAUAGACACUGAAGAUGAAUGGCUCCAUUCAACAACAAAACGGGACGAUGCUGUUAAAGUACCUCUGCGAAUUCUUCCUCUCGGUGCCUCAAUCACCUGGGGGCUCUUGUCUUCAAGCGGAAAUGGAUAUCGCAAGCCGUUACGUGACAAACUCCGCUUCGAAGGGUGGGAAGUCAAUAUGGUCGGCAGUAAAGACAACGGUAGUAUGAAGGAUAACGACGUGGAAGCUCACAGUGGCGACGUAAUAACUAAAGUCGAAGAGGCCGCAAAAAACUCCCUUGCCUAUAAACCGAAUAUAGUGCUUAUAAACGCUGGCACCAAUGACUGCGAUUUUAAUGUUGAACCAGACAAAGCAGGUGAACGCAUGAGCAACCUGAUCGAAACACUAAUCAGCGCCCCUGAUAUGGACAACACACUAAUUGUCCUAUCAACUCUGAUUCCUUCAGGUUCCACAAGUGUCGAGGCCAACAGGGCCUCUGUAAAUGCACAAUUUCGAGCCCUAGUCCCUGUAAUGAGAGACAGUCUAAACAUCUCCAUUGUCCUGGCAGAUACGGACCCCCCGGCUCCAACUGCAGGAAACAACUGGAUCAAAUACCCCGAUGACUACAACGAUAACAAACACCCGAAUGAUUACGGGUACUCCAAAUUGGCGGCCAUUUGGUAUAAUGCAAUUUAUGACGCUGCAAAAAAUGGCCUCAUUGCUACACCUGCGGAUUUAAAUACGACAACCCCGGGAACAUGCGACAAGGAGUACGGGAGCGGGGUGUAUGCAGGAGGAUUCACGCAGCAGGGAAGUGGUGAAGAUGACGGGAUCUAUCGACAUGACAGCGAGUAUAACGGAGCAGUGUUCAGUAUCCGUGCCGGCAGGGGUGCAGCUGAUCCAUACAGCGACGAUGAUGAGCUGUCCUUUUUCUUUGGAAGGCUUUAUACAAUCGAGUAUGAUGACUUGAUCAUAUUCCAGAAAGAUAGUGAUGGACUGGAUGACUACGUCUGCAUUGCCUUGGAUGGGACUACCUAUGCAAGCAUCAACAACGGAGAUGGCGAUUCUGGGAGUAACAAGCCUCCCUCCUUUACCGAUAUUGGACUGUGGAAGAGUCCAGAAGAGCACGAUCAGAAGCAUGUGCGUCUGGCUGAUAUUGACGGUGAUGGUCGAGCCGAUUACUGUGUUUUGGCAGAUAAUGGCGAUGUCACAUGUUGGCGGAAUGGAUGGAUUGAAGACAAACCAGCAUACUGGCAGCCUCUCGGAAAGCGCUUCACUGGAAAAGGCAUGGGUGACAUCCGCGGCGUGAGAUUCGAAGAUAUUAACGGCGACGGUCGCGACGACUGGAUGUGGGUGGAUGAUGAUGGCGCUGCGACGACAUAUACGAACUCCCGAAGCUGCAUCAAAGGACAGGCUGGCGAUGGCUUAAAUGUUGUUUGGCGGCAGGGAUUUUACAAAGAUGCUAAUUCUGGCCCGACACACCCUGGAUUGAGUGGGAUAUUUGGUAGUUCCGGAUUACGAGAUCAGGUUUACUUCGCCAGAGUAUACGGUGAGGUAGCGGAUUUCGGGGAGCUUGGGAGACAGGACUACGUGUUCAUCGAGAAGAAUAAGGGGGCAGGAGGGGCAAAGAUAAAAGCCGACGGAAAUAGAUAUUGCAAUAUGAAAGGUCAUGAGAACGGUCGAAUGGAUUACGUUUGGAUCCAUUCCACCGGCUAUAUGCGUCUCUAUCCGAAUAAGGGACUGGUUGAAGUGCCCAGUGACGGGUCAAGUUUCUGGGGAGCCAACGAAAUCAUCUUUGACCCAACACGGGAGCAAAUCGGAACUAAGCUUGACCGGCGCGAUCUGCAUCUGGCAGACUGGGACGGGGACGGAGCCUGCGAUAUUAUUUGGACAGACCCUAACAAUCAAAAUAGGGUACAGGUGUGGCGGAACAAGGUCAAGGAAACCGGGAGCAUUGAGUGGGAGUAUAAUAGCAAUGCUGUGGAUCAGCUAUACUGCCCUGAGCAUCGAGGCCUUGGUUACUUUGACCGUCCCGUCCAUUUUGCUGAUGUUUCUGGUUACGGCAAAGCCGACUAUCUGUGUGUUGAAAAGGAUGGGCGCACUUGGGGCUGGGUUAAUGGGGAUGAUGGAUGGGAGUAUAUUGAUCAGUUCAAAUACUCCGAGCAGAAGGAUAGGGCAAACAUUCACUGGGCAGACGUGAAUGGUGAUGGAAAGGCAGAUUUGAUUUGGACCGACAAGUUCUCAGGAGACGGGUCAGUCUGGUAUAAUCUUGGCCGACGUGAUAUCAACGGAUCCAGAUACGAGUGGGGACCACUGGGACCCAGAUACAGAGGUGCUGUUGAAGGCUCAUGCACUUACUUUCCUGAUCUGGAUGGUGACGGCCGUGCAGACAUGCAUAGUAUCUGGAAUUCCAUCAACAACACAGCUCAGACAUGGUACAACAAAUGUGCUACCAAGGACCAUACUGGCGAUGACGGCCCAAUAACUGACCCCAAUCUACCUGUGCCUCCUGUGACAUAG